UUUGCCUUAAGGUAUACCACAUUGUCAUAUAGAGCUCCUGAAAUGAUCAAUCUUUAUGGAGGGAAAACAAUUACAACCAAGGCAGAUAUCUGGGCCCUUGGCUGCUUGCUGUAUAAACUUUGUUUUUUCACACUUCCCUUUGGUGAGAGUCAAGUUGCUAUUUGUGAUGGAAGCUUCACCAUCCCAGACAAUUCGCGUUAUUCUCACAGUGUGCAUUGUUUGAUAAGAUACAUGCUUGAACCAGAUCAAGAGCGACGACCUGAUAUCUUUCAAGUAUCUUACUUUGCCUUUAAACUUGCCAAAAAGGAUUGUCCCAUUUUAAACAUGAAUAAUUCUCCUCUCCCUUCAACUCUUCCUGAGCCCUUGACAGCUAGUGAGGCUGCUGCUAAGAAAAGCCAAAUAAAAGCUAGGUGAGUGCAAUAAUUUUAUUAAUAAUUCAGUGCACUUUUUGACAUACUAUUCAUCUUGAAGAGCUUUGUUCUGUGGCCACAGAUGUUCCCUCCUGAACCCAAUUUCCCCUGGUAGAGCUGUGAGUCCAGGGAAGCUCCUAGUCCCACAUAGAACGUUGUUCUAUUGAAAAUCAGAAUUGAUACAAGACCAUGGUCAGCCAGCUGCUGAAUUAAUAACCACUUGCUCUUGGCUUGGGUUGAAUCCAGGUUAAUUUCUCCACAUAUAAUCCUUUCGGACUUCCACUGCAUUUGCCAUUUCCCACUGGCUUCAUGCAGAUUUCAAAUGGGAUGAAGGGAAAGCUGAACCCUAGAAUUCCCCAUAAUGAAUUGAACCCCUCUCCUCUACAACUAUUGAUGGACAGAACCUGCCCACUCAGGAACAGUGUUGUCAUUGUGCAGUACUU
Protobothrops mucrosquamatus (brown spotted pit viper) is the source of this 853-nucleotide messenger RNA. Its product is annotated as BMP-2-inducible protein kinase-like. The record is from RefSeq and is a predicted model, not a curated record. Gene Ontology annotation, molecular function: protein kinase activity; ATP binding. Gene Ontology annotation, biological process: protein phosphorylation. The transcript has 4 exons. The coding region runs from base 43 to 414 and encodes 123 amino acids. Lineage: Eukaryota; Metazoa; Chordata; Lepidosauria; Squamata; Viperidae.